This is a messenger RNA of Paramuricea clavata, 687 nucleotides long. The record is from the annotation of a GenBank genome assembly. Lineage: Eukaryota; Metazoa; Cnidaria; Anthozoa; Malacalcyonacea; Plexauridae.
AUGGUGUCUGAACUACAGUGUACUGUUCAAGAAGUUCCAGAUAUUCUACACACUGUUCGAAGUGCUGUGGUUAUCAAUCAGUUUGGCGAAAUAAUCAAGGUGACCAAGAAUGAUGUAUUUAAAGUCUCCAAUGGUGAGCAGACAGAAGAGUGGAUAUUAGAGGUUCAUUGCAUUAUUCUUGUUGGGCCUAUACGUUGCAGUUUCUACACCUUUGUCGAUGGGAGAUACUUCAUCCCUGCCUUUCAUAACAGACAAGUUGUCUAUCAUCAAUGGACUGGAACUCCUAAAUUUAUGCCUCACUUAUAUGAAAGGGAUAGUGUUCAACCCAUAUGCAACCUGCAAAGGAAAGUGAUUAUGUAUCCUGAACCAGAAAACACAGAAAAUCCAAGUUAUUUCCUUUGUAUUGACUUCAACAAACCUGAACUUUUAAAGCCCGUACAGGUUCCAGUUUAUCCUGAACUUGGAGAUACUGUGAAGAUAAAAGGAGCAGGUAAUCAGGAGUGGUAUGGUAAAGUGCUGAACGUAAAUUUGACACAACGGAAAGUCACAGUACAAUGGUAUCAAGAAACCAACCGUCCUGGAAUUUGGUCAGCACUAAAGGACGAAGAUGAGGUGAAUUUUCGGUCCAUAAUUUCUCUGGCUACUGCCAAAAAAACGUUUGGAGGGUUUGCUAUAAAUGAUACGUAA